AUGACUCCUCCGCCUGCCCCGUUGCAUCCUCCUCCUUAUUUCGCCAUCACAGGUUAUCUCCACUUUGCACCCUUGUCCACGAUGUUGCCAGCAUGCUCUGAAGUCAUAGUCCUCCUCAUCGUAGCGGGCUAUGUCUAUUGGUACCAGCGCCGCGAUCGUGCGAAUAGGGCUCGCUUGGAUCAUGACAUCGAGUGCCAGCAACAACAGGUUGGAGUGGCAGCCUCGCCGCCUAUGGUCGUGGUCAUGCUGUCUAGUGGUGAUGCGAGGAAGUUUAAUAUUGAAGAGUAUGUGAUUUGCCUUAGGAGUUUCGAGGAAGGAGAGGAGUGUUGUGUGCUCAAGACUUGUAACCAUGGGUACCGUGAAAGUUGCAUCAUGGAAUGGGCCUCCAGAGAUCAGCAUUGCCCGCUUUGUCGAGGCUCAAUCCAAGCAGGGCGGGCAGCUCAUGUUACACCGACUCUUGCCGAUUCCUAG
Eucalyptus grandis is the source of this 471-nucleotide messenger RNA. RefSeq names its product RING-H2 finger protein ATL79-like. The record is from RefSeq and is a predicted model, not a curated record. Bases 1 to 471 code for a protein of 156 amino acids. The transcript has a single exon. Lineage: Eukaryota; Viridiplantae; Streptophyta; Magnoliopsida; Myrtales; Myrtaceae.